This is a messenger RNA of Macroventuria anomochaeta, 2709 nucleotides long. RefSeq lists its product as uncharacterized. The transcript is spliced from 4 exons. Lineage: Eukaryota; Fungi; Ascomycota; Dothideomycetes; Pleosporales; Didymellaceae. The annotation marks the transcript as partial. The record is from RefSeq and is a predicted model, not a curated record.
AUGAGUUCCAAAAGGCUGUUUUCUUGGUCGAAACGUCAAUCCAAUGCGGAGCCGUACUACAAAACAGGUGGCCUGCUGCCCAUCGACACCAUAGGCAACGAGCCCAGCAACACUACAGAAGCAAAGGUAUGGGACACCCAGAAGGCACGAAGGCGCCCCUCCAACCUCACCAUAAUCCCUCCGGACUCCCAGCAGUUCACGUCAAGCCCCCUGUCGUCUCCAUACAAUGCCGCCCUUGUCAGCUCCACGUCCAAUCUCAUGGCUAUCUUCAAUGAUAUGCUGCGCUCACCGGCAUUGAGCGUUGCCGCCUGCCCAAAAUCUGCUUCCAUACAUAAGCCUCUGCCUACUCGACCACGCUCAAGCUCCGUACCAUCAACUCCAGAUCUACCGGUCGAGUUGCCUGGAUCCCUUCUACAACACAACCAGGGCUUCCCAGAUCUUGACACUCCGGACUUUGCGCCGAGUCGUCCCACCUCGCAGAACGUUCGACGAGAAACCCACCCACCUGAUAGAUAUCCUGAAGAUGAAGGCGACGUUUUUGACCUGUUGCACUUGUUUCCCGAACCGCUGAACCACUCCAAGAGCGUACCAAGUCUGAAUGCUGAGUAUCGAGAGAGCGCGAUGAAGUCUUCACGUAUCGGGGCUGCUUCCAAUGCGAGCGCCAUCGGCAAGUCCAAACACCAUAGAGUGCACCAUAGAAAAGCACUGAGCGACAUCGAAUGGCGCACGAUUGCAGACUCGAACACGGCCAACGACAGCAACGCCGCUGUAUCUUUGAGUGCCUCAGGGCAUGGCAAUGCCAGUAACGACUCGAACAAGUCGCGCAUAGACUCUAGCAAGCUGCUACAGCUAUCGCCGCUGAUGUUCGAAGCGGCAGCCUCAGACAAACCUUUUGAGAGACGCGCAAGCCGCCGAGAUGAUCUUGGCGCCUCCCUCACUCCUACGCCAACGACAUCGCGCAGCAAACACACCGAGGACCUGAAGGCUACUAUUGCAACGCAAGACCAGACGAUAUCGACAUUACAAUCACAGUUUGGCAGUUUGAGAUCGUCACACGAAGCUUACGUGUCGAGCCUUGCAGAAGCGCACGCUGCAGAGGUUGCGUCAUUACGGAACUACGCAAGACUAUUGGAAGAACAACUGGCACAGCGUCCAAGCCUGCACCACGGUGAGUCUGACGCGCAUCUAGCUUCAAGCAAUAACCUCCUGCUUCUUUUGGAUACAACCGAUCUUCCCUCCACACCCAGCCGUGAGGGCUCACAGCACACAGCAGGCACAUCUGCCAGCUCGACCUUGUCGUUUCGCAGCGCGCCAGAAAAACAACAGCGAUCACUUGGACGAUCACAAAACAGCCCAGACAUGGAGAGCCUGAAACGCAAGCUGAGCACUACGCGUCGGCCGCAGACCGCGGACCGCAACCUUCUACCCGAGCUCAACCAAUACAAGCAGAACAAUGUUGCAUUGCAAACACAGAUCAGCUCGUUGAUGGCGAAAUUGAACGACUCUAAAAAAAGCGAGAAGGCGUUAAGGGCAACCCUGCAAGAUGUCGAACAAAAGUGCGCGGAAGCCGAGAGCAAGACAAGCGAAGCUCAACAACUUGCGUCGCGCGCACAAGCACUGCAGAACACCAUUGACCAUCUCGAGAGCCGGCUUGAGAUCGCGAACACCGAGAAGCUUGAUGCGCAAGAAGAGCUAUUCAACAUGCGAGCAUUGAAGUCACCAUUUGACACUCAGUUUCCAGAGCUGCAAAUGCCAGUGCAGGAUGCUCACGAAAGCAUGGACACCGUCUUCUCGACCGACUCGCAACCAGGCCGCCAGCGCAAUUCAACUGCAACAUUGUCUAGAUUUGUCGCACAUAUCGAGCGGCUUCAGGAUGAGAUCAGGCAGAAAGACGCUUACAUUUCCGAACUGGAAGGAGACAGCACACAACUGCGACAGAUGCUCGAUCAAGUGAACCAGCAAUGUGACGAGAUCAACUUACAAUUGGACAUUCAAAACGAGCUUUUAGGGAAGACAAAAGAGACGGAUGCACAUAUCAGACAGCUACGGACUGCAGUCCUGGAACGAGAGGCUGUCAUUGGGGAAAAAGAGAAAUCAGUCCGUGCAGUCGAAAGGCAACUAGAACACCACGAGCUCCUGUUGCAAGCAGAGAUACGGAAACACGCAACAACAGCUCGAUACUUCACUGAUGAGACUGACCCGCUACCCGAGCUAACUACUCUUGCAACCAAGAAGGACAUCGACAGGUGGAUCCAGAAGCUCAAUCAGCGCUUACGAAAAGCAAAGCCCAUGAGUCCAGCCAAGGAACCGGCGUCCGCGGCCGAGGCGCAGAUUGAAGACCUGCGCAACGAGAUCGACUUCUAUGUGCGAGAGAUCAUCUACUACAAGUUGGAUAUUAGAGGUUACAAGAGCGACAUCAAGAAGCUCAACAGGAUCACGGCGCAGCUAGGCAGUUAUGGAAACAGGACUGGUGACCUUGACUCUGAUACAUCAUCGCUGCGACCGGCACCUACUCCAAGCCGUGCGCGCUUCUUGUCGACGACACCAGAGUUGAAGAGCUCAGAGCACCCGUCACCUGCUUUGACUGGUCCCCUCACCGCAAAUAUGGGAUCCACUCGUGCCUUGACGCCGCCGCCAUCGACGACUGCCGACAGCCCGAAUACUUCGCCAUCACAGACGGCGAAUCAAACAUCGGAUGACCUCGAAGAA